Molecule: messenger RNA, 872 nt
Organism: Pistacia vera
Lineage: Eukaryota; Viridiplantae; Streptophyta; Magnoliopsida; Sapindales; Anacardiaceae
Exons: 5
Coding region: 15-872 (285 amino acids)
Molecular function (GO): protein binding
Source: RefSeq, a predicted model, not a curated record
UGUUCAGAUUUGCCAUGAAAAGUAACUGGGAUGACGUUAUUGACAUAUACCAGAGGGAUCCAAGUUUUCACAUGGAGAAGAUCACCAAGUCAGGGCAGACAGCAUUACACAUCGCUGUUUCUGAUGUCCAAGAACAAAAGGUUGCAAAGCUUGUGGAUAUUAUCAUUAAACACCCAACCAAAACGGAUGAAUCAACAAUAGCUGAUCAUCAUAAGACUGCAGCUUCAAAAAUAGACAAGGCUGAAGCAAGAUUUCCAGCAUUGGCAGUUGAAGAUGACAGAGGGAACACCCCUCUUCAUAUUGCAGCUUCGCUGGGGAGUGCAAAGAUGUGCGAAUGCAUAGCUUGGGCGAACAAGGACUCAUCAUUAGAGUUGAUUGGUGCUCGUAACCAUGACGGCUAUGAGUACUGCAGAAAAAACGACGGCGAUACUAUUCUUCACUCUGCCAUCUCUGGAGACUACUUCGAUUUGGCAUUUCAAAUUAUUCAUCUGUAUAAACGCUUGGCAAACUAUGUCAACGAACAAGGAUUGACCCCUCUUCAUAUCCUACUGUUGAUGCUUAACAAAACGACUAGUUUGGAGCUGCUCGCGGAUCCAGACAGAAUCGUAGCCUUCUAUUUCUUGUCCGAAGCGAGUCACGAUGCAAAGCUGCUCAUGACAACCGCGAAUCUGCGGAGGUACGGCUUCUUCAACGUAGACGCGACCUUAGAGCCUCCAUCGACAACCAUGCCUCCGAAGAUGCCAGGGUCGCCACGACGAAAGAAGUUUUCUUUCCCUCGAGCGAGGAUCGCUAGGAUGACCGAAGCUGCUCCUAGUGGCUCCCCAGUCGAAAGGGCAACAUCGGGGUCUGCACGUCCUACUGAGGCUCCCUAG